CUGCUCACGCAAAGAGAAAACCUAGCCUUAUCUUCUCAUACACACUCCCCCAAUCCCCUCUCUCUCCCUCCCGCAACCUCCCUCGCGCCGGCGCCCCAAACCGCCACAUCCCCUGCGCCGCCGCGUCCUCUCCCCGGCGACUCCCGAUCCGCAGCUCCCCCAUCGCCCCUGCCUUCCUCUGCGCGCCGCUGCUCUGGGUCGCGGCCACCGCGUUCCACCACCACCAGCAGCACGGCGGCCGUGCGGGCCCGCUUCCCUUCCCUCCAUGGCCGACCCUCUCCUCCCCCCACCUUCUCCCUCCCGCCCCGACCGCCAACCUCCAACGUCGCCCUGGUCGUCUUGCGCCCAUUGUGCUGCCCCUCCCGACCCCGCGUCGACGGAUCUGGGCAACCACGCCGGCGUGCCCUUCCACGAGCUUUCCCGGCGCGACCCCACCACGAGCUGGUCUGGCCCGACCCUGCUACUUCAACAACUAGACGGUGGCGAGCUCCGUUCUCUCCUGCAUCGGGGUCGCGAGCUCCGUUCACGGGCUCACCGGAUCUCACGAUUGGGCGCUGGCGACAUGCUCUCCUGCUCGUCCCCCAGUGUCCUCGCGAGCACUAUACCAGCCCCUCAGUUGCCGGCCACAGCGCCCCCAUUUCCCCCAGGUGAGAAACCGUCGGGAGAGGCAACUGCCACGGCGCGCCACUCCUCCAAUCGCACAACGGUCCCACCCCGCGACGCCGGACUCCAUGGCUCUGGCCUCGCCUCGCCCCGGGUGCGGCCACAGCCCCUGCCCGGUGACGCCCCUCCCAAAUCUGGCGAGAUCGACGCCACGCCGAGCCACCACCAUCCGAGCGCGCCGCCCACUGUCGUCCCUAUCUCACCCCCCUUCUCCAGCAAACCUUCUCCGGUGGAUCCUGCCGCGUGUGCAAGCUACCACAGAUCCUGGGUUGCCUCUAGAAACACGUCGACGUCCAGCGUGACUCCAGCACCCCUGUGCACUCCCUCAACAGGCUAUCAUCCAUGGUUUAGCGUUGUGUUUUAUCUGCUAUUCGUUGAAGUGGAGGUCCUGGCAGAUCAAUUCAAUGCAGUUUUGGUCACAAAAUAAUGACCAGCCACAGAUUCACAAUCGCGCUCCAGAUCGCCAGGAGCGAGCUGUCCCUCCUCCCCUUGCAGUCUGAGCAUCUGCAGACUUGAAGUGCGCCUGGCCGCGCGAUGCGGUUCACCGGGGCAUGGCGGCGCAUGGCCGUGCAGCCCACUAUUUGAAUUUUGUUUGUGUUUUGAGGUGGUUCACGUGGCGUUGGCAUGCAGUGCGGCACCCAUGUGCGUGCAGUCCACGGAGAUAGGGGGCAGGACGACGGUGUUUUUUUGUGUAUUUUGCUCACGGUGGACAUUUUUCCCUUUUUCAGGUUUUUGCUGCGAUCCCAUGGCCACACAGGUGCAAUGCUGUGAGGGCUGGACAUGCAGUGCGCCGGGGCCGGCUUGCAUUUCAUGGACAAAAAUGUGGAUUUAUUUUUUAAGUCCUUCGUCAUUGUAAUAUGUGUACUGUUGAUUAAAAAGAGGAUCACUGCAGUUCGUUCGCCUCGUCUCGUAGCCCAGAGAUGUAUAGAUGGCAGCUCUCUCAAAAACAUGCAUUGAAGGAAACAACAAAAACCUUUUUUAGUGCAGCUCACUUGUUUCAUUGGCGCAGUGAUCUCUCUCCCAGCGGUUCACUAUGUUGCCAGGUGCAAAAGCAAAUUGGAAGAAGUUGGUUUUUCGUAAUGCAGCUCACUCUGUUGUUGUGUGCAGUAGAAAGAAAAUUGGAAAAGAGAAAUUGAUUCAAUACACUCACCUCA
Molecule: messenger RNA, 1817 nt
Organism: Triticum urartu
Lineage: Eukaryota; Viridiplantae; Streptophyta; Magnoliopsida; Poales; Poaceae
Source: RefSeq, a predicted model, not a curated record